Dichomitus squalens LYAD-421 SS1 is the source of this 1386-nucleotide messenger RNA. RefSeq lists its product as uncharacterized. The record is from RefSeq and is a predicted model, not a curated record. The transcript is spliced from 2 exons. NCBI's taxonomy places the organism in Eukaryota, Fungi, Basidiomycota, Agaricomycetes, Polyporales, Polyporaceae. Bases 98 to 541 code for a protein of 147 amino acids.
CGCCUGACAUACCUCGCCGUGAUACACGUCACGGCCGCGGCCGACCCCCGCUCCCUAUGAUCAGACGGACGUGCGGGCCACACCGCCCUCGGCGGACAUGCCUCCGACCUCCGACGGGCAGCUGGUGAGCAAGAGCCGAGCAAUGGUUGUCCAGACCCGUGUGGAUACUACAAUAGAACAUGCAUGUUCUAUUGUAUACGGCCCGACCCGUAGGUCUCGGACGGGCCCAGGAAAGCCCAUACACCACACGGCAGGGAACCAGUUGUUUUCGAUCCUCGAAAAGGCGGUGAGAAGGGGACGCGUUAGUUCCCCCUUCCUCGCCAUAAUCGGGCAACUUUUUGCGCCGUUACAGCGAUUACUACCGGAAGAAUUUCCCACGACUUUCGGCGUGGCGAAAACAAUAUCUGCUGCAAAUAUUGCUUUCCGACCAUCGAGAAGUGGUCGUGUUGUUUACGAUAAUGGCGACUUUCUCCCUAUUCUAUACGUCAUUGGAUUUCCGAGGCCAUAUAUCAACGGGGGAAGUGCCCUAGAAGGCAAAUAGUCAUUUUGCUCGGAUGGCCAAAAGGGGUUGGCGCUGCACGAAAUAGGUGGAAAGUUGCCAUGAUGCACUCACGGGAACCUGAUGAGGCAGUGUACCAUUUAUCAGCCCGAAAACUUGUCCAAUAGUGGCGAGGAAGGUAAACUAUUGCGUCCCCUUUCUUCUGCCUUUCCGAGGGUCGAAAACAUUCGGUUCCCUACCGUGCCACCGUCGUAUGAACGGCUGUACCACAUGCUUGGAAACCACGAAUCAGCUCUCCGGGUCGAACAAGCACGGGCGGUUCAGAGCUAGUACUCUCUGCUCUCGUGUUUACUCCGUCAAUCGGCAGCUCUACUUAUCAAAGAUGCUCCCCUGCGCGGUACAUGUCUCGUUCAUACUCUUCCUCCCGAUCCUAGCUGAUCACUCUGUCGAGUCUGAGCGUCGGAACCAGUCUCUGGCUCUGACUUAGGUUACUAACAACUUCAAAUCGCCCAGAGUAGACUCCGAUCGCAUGUGCGGCACUCUGACGAUUGCUGCUCCAUCAUCAGGCGAACCUGUCAUCAUCUAUAUUCCUGUGAUAUUGGAAGACGUUCUCAAAUAUCGUCGGAAGGACCAUUCAGUCGGGGGCUCUGCUAUUCUUGCGAUGCAGGCGAAGGCAGCAGUGUGGUGCUGACAGUACUACGUCCCCGCGCGGACUUGUUCGAUAGCCUGCAGAGGAAGCCGAGGGAAGGCAAGGCAAUAUUGGACUUCUCUUCCUACCGGUUCGGGAACCUAGCAAGGCACGCGGCCCCGGUUCUGUACGUCGAGCCACCGACCUGACUUUUCCAGGCUGACUGCGGGUCCGCUACAUAGUAUGGACGAGACGGGGA